CCAUGUGGAGUUGAUAUUCACUUGCGGCCACAAAGUUUGCGGUGAAGGUGAGAUUUUCCAACAUGCUUCGAGUGACACCUUUGGGAGCUGGGAAGCACGUUGGUAGAAGCUGCAUACUCUUAGAGAUUGCAGGUUUUCGCGUCCUCUUGGAUUGUGGCGUGGCAGUUGCAGUGCCCGAGGAGCGGCGAUAUCCAGAGUUCAAAGAUCUUGACGUUGCGAAGCUGGACCUGGUGCUUCUCACUCACUUCCACCUGGACCACGCAGGAGCCUUGCCCUACUUGACUGAGGUGCUUGGCUACCGUGGGCUGCUGCUGAUGACGCAUCCCACCCGCGCCAUUGCACCCCUCAUCCUCAGGGAUUUCCUUCGCUUCAGGCCGCAAAAAAAAGAGGAUGCCCGGUACAAGACGGAGAUGAUCAAUCCUUGUUUUGAGCGUGCCAAGUGUGUUCAGCUGCAGGAACGAGUCGUGGUCAAAGAGAACCUCACCGUGACAGCAUACUACGCCGGACAUGUGCUUGGUGCAGUGAUGUUCUUGGUCGAAGCGGGUGGGCUCAGUGCGCUUUACACCGGCGAUUUCACCACAGUGCCAGACCAUCACCUGAGCGCCGCCCGUGUUCCCUUGGGCUUGCGCCCCGACGUGAUGAUCACUGAGACGACGUGUUGCACCACAGUCCGAAGCUCCAAGCGAAUGAAAGAGUACGAGCUUUGCUGCAAGGUCCAAGAGUGCCUCGAGAAGGGUGGCAAGGUGCUGGUGCCAUUACUGAUGAUGGGACGCAGCCAAGAGAUAUGCAUGAUCUUCGAAGAGCAUUGGGCUCGGGCGCAGCUGGCUUAUCCCAUCAUUGUGAUCCGUGGAUACUCCGAACAGGCUGGAGCCCUCUUCCAGCUGUUUGCCUCCUGGGGCAGUCGCAAGGUUCGAUCGUCCGAGAAGCCCUUCGAGUUCCCGCAUGUGCGAGUUGCAGAUGUUGAGGAAGUUUUGGCAAUGCCUACUCCAGCUGUGGUCUUGGCUGGACCUGCGAUGUUGGAUGCAGGGUCAUCCUUGCAAAUCUUCAAGUCGCUGGCUCCAGACAGCAAGAAUCUGGUGGUCAUCCCAGGAUACUGUUUGCCUGGCACUGUGGGGAAUCUGGUGCAGGCCAAAAGCAAGCAAAUCGAGCUCGACGAAGAGAUCAUCCGCGUGAAAUGCGAGGUGGAGACGGUUUCACAUUCAGAUCACACGGAUUCUCGGGGAAUCCUGGAGCUCAUCGCUCAAACAUCACCGCAGCAGGUGGUCUUGGUGCACGGGGCUGAGCCGUUGAUGAAGAGCUUUCAGCCCAUCGUCACUAGACGGCUAAAGCUACCGUGUUAUAGCCCUGGUGUAGGCGAGACAGUUGAGCUAGUGGCAGCUGACUCAUUGCAGGUCUUAGCCAGUCCUGCUCUUCUCUUGGAGGCUCAGGUGGUUGAAGCUCCACCGGUGUUGAGUUCCUUGCCAGUGAUGCACGGCUCAGCACCCCCAGCGGCGACCUUCUCGGCCCUGGCGCGGAAGCGCGGGCGCGAUCUCUAUGAGCUUCACCCGCGCUCGGAGGAGGGCCUGGCGCAGUGCGGCCUCAAGGCUCACAGAGUGCGAUUCAGCCACAGAUGUACACUUUCAGCAAACGAUCUUCAAGAAGCUUUGAGUAUUGUGGGCCAUGAGAAUCCUUUGGAAGGCGAAGGGCCUUGGGACCUGAACAUCGGUGGACUAAGCUGCAAGGUGGGCAAAGAGGCCGCUGCUUUCGUUGUCACAGUGCUCUGGGACCGCAAGGCCGAAGCGGAGGUCCCCAAGCUGUCGACCUUCUUGGAAGCGCUUGGAGCAGGUGGUCUUGGUGCACGGGGCUGAGCUCUUGAUGAAGCCGCUGUGGACCGCAGGUUGCCCCCCCAUGGUGGUCAAGCUCAUGGACUUGAGUUGGCACGGCGACUGGAAUGCCGGCCAUAGUUCCCUAGUUGGACUGAAGCGUCGACUGCAGCCAGUCAAGGCAAAACCUUUGAGAAGCUGGAGGUUUUCGAUCCUUCGGACAUGGAUCUGCUGCAGGCCAACAUACAUCGCCUGGUCGUACCAGUGGCCGAGCUUGGAAGAGCUUGAACGGCAUACCAGUCACGUUGUGAGUAGCUGAAAUAGGUUGUGGCCUCACCUGUAUGCUUGACCACUUGUGACUUGGCAACGGUGCAAGCAAUGGGUUUGGGUGCUUUAGGCCCCUCCGUGAAAAUUGCCAUUAUUGAGGAUAGACCUGAAGCCAGAUCGGACAAGGAGUGGA
Durusdinium trenchii is the source of this 2262-nucleotide messenger RNA. NCBI's taxonomy places the organism in Eukaryota, Dinophyceae, Suessiales, Symbiodiniaceae. The record is from the annotation of a GenBank genome assembly.